AUGAUUUUAGCCUUUCUUCGUUCGCAGUUGGAUGUCCCAUUGUAUUGCUUGUGGCUCAUUGCUGUAGCUUUUCUAUGUGAUUUAAACACCGUCUGUGGUGCCAACCUAGAUGAUGAUUUCGCCGAGUUUGAGGAUCCUGAUGACUCUUUUACUGCUGAUAUCACGGAACCUGUUCCUGUCCAAUCAGCCCAUCAACACAAAGCUGAGAGUGUGGAUAAAAAUAUUUCAGAAAAUAGUUUCUCUCUAAACACUGAGAUCGAUCGUGAUAGCGAAGCAGCCUUUCACACAACUAAAUCAACUGAUGGAGCGGCCGUUGAGGAUAGCGAAUUAGAGGAAGAGUCCGAGGACAUGAGACUUGACGAUGAUGAAGAGUUUGAGGGUUUGUCACCCAAUCAACCAAUUCUAAAUACCGACAAAACAAAAAGUGGUAAACGAAAUCUAAUAAUUGCAAAGGUUCCACAUCAUCUUACUCGUUCGUGGGACAAUUUUCGUUUGGAAAUACUUUUUGUAUUAGCCUUAAUGAUAUAUACCUUGAAUUUUUUAAUUGGACGUUCUAAAAAUACUCAGUUGGCGAAUACUUGGUUUUCUGCUCAUCAACCAUUAUUAGAAACUAAUUUUGCUGUAGUUGGUGACGAUGGUCUAGCUGAACCUGGAACUGGAACGUUAAUGAAGGAAUCAGAACAUUUAUAUUCUCUUUGGUGUACGGGAAGUGUACACUGUGAUGCAAUGCUAAUUGAGUUGCGCUUAGUUAAGCGUCAAUGUUUAUUCUUCGCAAUCGCCAACUGGAUAAGACCGGUUCAUGAUAGCAUUGUAGUGAAAGUAAUUAUGGACGAUUCUGAAAUGGAUGGAUGGGUCUUGGCGGUUGGUCGUAAGCGUCGUCUUCAAGCACUAGCAAAAGAUCACCAAGAUUUAGUUGUAUACUGUCCAGACAAACGUGGACAACGGCAUUCAUAUCUGCCAGAAUCUUUCAUGCUUUUAAGUGAGAUUCCAGAAGUUGUCCCGGCAAUUUUCAAUCCUCUUGUUUGUAAAUUUCUGAACGAUUUUGAAGAAUCAAUCGAAUAUUUAUUUUUCUCCGAUCAGUAUAGUGGACCAAAACCUCCUCAAGAAGAUACAACUACUCCUACAAAACCUCCAGUUACACAGAAAGCUCUUAUUUUUGCUUUGAGAUAUGUUCCAACAACAACGAAGUCAAAAUCCUUCUCAACAUCACUUACAUCAUCAAAUAAUAAUGCUAAUGGUAAUCUUGAUCAACAACAUCAGCAACCAAUCGAAUCGGCUACUGCCUUGUUCCAUUUUAUUUUCUAUGUGAUUGAAAAAGUUCGGCGAUUUCGUCUUAGUAAAGAGGGCAAGGCUAAAUCUGAACGAAAUAGGCAACGUGCACAUGACUCACAUCUUAAGUUAAUGCACAGUCAGCGACAGGAAGCUGCUCAAAAUCGUCGUGGUGAACGCCUACGAGCUGCUAAGGAGCGUAUAAUGGCUGAGGAUGAUCCUGAGAAAGCUCGAAAGCUUGAGGAGAAAGAACAACGUAAAGAAAAAUCGAAGAAAAUGCCAAAAAUGAAAAUGCUCAAAAUGAAAUAA
Schistosoma rodhaini is the source of this 1578-nucleotide messenger RNA. The record is from the annotation of a GenBank genome assembly. Lineage: Eukaryota; Metazoa; Platyhelminthes; Trematoda; Strigeidida; Schistosomatidae.